CCACGAGCACGGGACACCGAGGAGAGGAGGAAAAAGAGGAAGAGGAGGAGCAGGAGGAGGAAGGCACUAUGGCUCCGGGCUGGGAUGUGACCUCCCUCCCCUGCUCCCGGUGCAGCAUCGCCGGGAGGAGCCGCCGUGUGCCCGUGCCCAGCUCUGGCGGUGCCAUGAAGACAGAGAAGGACGAGGCUGUGGCCACCUUCUUCCUGCGGGGGAAAUUCGGCACAGAGGGGGCAGGCUGCAGUGACCCAGCCCUGCGCAGUGCCCCGAUGCCGGGGAGCGCAGGGACCCCGACCCCGGAGCUGCGGCCGCUGAAGCGCAGACCUGUCCCAGGGAAACACUACCAGUGCUCGAGCUACGGCUGCAAGCUGGCCUUCCCCAGCAUGCAGGAGCUGGUGGACCACCUGAAGGUCCACUACAGACCCACGCAGUCCCUCGAGGGCAAAACCUUCCACUGCCCCACGCUGGGCUGCACCGAGACCUUCCCCAGCAUGCAGGACCUCAUGGUCCACAUGAAGGUGCACUACAAACCAAACCGCUACUUCAAGUGUGAGAACUGCCUGCUGCGCUUCCGCACGCACCGCUCCCUCUUCAAGCACCUGCACGUCUGCUCCGACAGCGCCAGCGGCCCCGCGCCGCCCCCCAAGCCCGACAAGCCCGUCCUGCCUCCCGCUACCUCUGCCCCGGAGAAGGAGCCCCCGGCCAAGCCGCCCGAGGGGCUGCCCAAGCUCCCGAGCGCUCUGCGGCCCCUGGAGAAAGAAGCGGCGGACUCUGCCCCGGGCGCGCUGCCCGCGGCGCUGCCCGGCUCGCUGGAGCCGCUGGUGCCGCCGGGCCCGCACCCCUUCCCGCUGCUGGAGCCCGGCCUGUUCGGGCCCUCGUCCUUGACUCGCUUCUCGGGGCCACCCCCGUCCUCGGUGCCGGGGCCGUUCCUGUCCUACGUGCCCCCCUCGCCCUACGGGCUGGCGCAGCCCCCGGCUCAGCACCGCCUGCGGCCCUUCCUGCCGGGCCACGGCCCCCCCAGCGUCUCCAACGCCGUCUGGAAGAAAAGCCAAGGUUUGAGUGUCAGCCCACUCCUCCCAUGCUUUGGCUCAGGAGUGACUCCAGGGCACUCCUCCAACAGCCGCAUCGUCUGGGAGCACACGCGGGGCCGCUACAGCUGCACGCAGUGCCCCUUCUCCACCGCCUCCCGCGAGGACAUGACCCUGCACAUCGAGGACCACCGCAAGAACCCCCCGCCCGGGCGCCUGGAGGCUGACAUGGAUUUCGGGGUGGGCCUCGCCCCGUUCCACGCCAAGCUGCCGCCGGAGAUGGAGAACUCCCUGUACUCCCAGCUUUGAUGGCCACGGGACUCUCCUGCACCUCCCCUCCCUCCCCUGAGCCGGGCAGGGGGCACAGCACAGCCCCUGGCCCUGUGCUGGGACAGGCAGCCCUCCCUGGGGACAGGAGCACCCCCAGCCCAGCCCGGGGUGCCAGAGGGGCCCGUGUUUCCCCUGGAAUUUCUCCCCUUCUAUUUUAUUUUCGGGAACUCUCCAGCACCCGGCACCGCUGUAUCUCCCUCCCCUAAAGGUUUUGUUGCUUCAGCCCCGGGGGCUCUGCGGGGAGCCCAGUAGGUUCUCAGGAGUUAGUGGACUUCUCUGGAAUGAGAUCUCAGAAUAAUAAAUGGGAAUUGUACAGGA
This is a messenger RNA of Catharus ustulatus (Swainson's thrush), 1673 nucleotides long. It is a transcript of the gene ZNF414, whose product is annotated as zinc finger protein 414. NCBI's taxonomy places the organism in Eukaryota, Metazoa, Chordata, Aves, Passeriformes, Turdidae. The record is from RefSeq and is a predicted model, not a curated record.